Colletotrichum truncatum is the source of this 843-nucleotide messenger RNA. RefSeq lists its product as uncharacterized. Lineage: Eukaryota; Fungi; Ascomycota; Sordariomycetes; Glomerellales; Glomerellaceae. The record is from RefSeq and is a predicted model, not a curated record.
AUGGCUGCCGAUAAAGAAGACUACACUCCGUUUGACCCUGUGCGAUGUGCACACUACGCUCGGUUUGCUUCUCAACUCCAUAGAUGGCAGUUCGAUCUUCUAUACUGGCUUCUUUUUGUCUUUAACCUAUUUGUGCUGUUCCUUGCGGCAUGGAACUAUACUCGCACAUUAGACGCCGUGAGCGAUCUUUCCGACACGGAUCCAAAACGAAAAAAGGCCGUCAAGCGGUGCAUCUGGUUCAACCUGGCAUGUGUGUGUGUGUCACUGGUGACCGUCAUCAUGGAAGUGUUCACAUUGAUGGCACUGCAAUUCUGUGAUGGUGAGGAUCUUAUGUCACUCUACUGGUCAACCUUCACCAUGAUUCAGGUUGGAUCUCUCAUUGCCGUGUGCGGAGUCAUUCUAGCUCUCGUGCACUCUCUGAGACAACGAAAGCACCCGCCUUGGGCUCUUGCUUUGGGCACGCCCGUUCUGGUUAUCGCAGGCUUAUUUCACUACUUCCACAGCUGCAUGUCAAGAAGACUGAAGAAGGCCGUGAGGAAGAGGAAGAUGAGCGACGCCAACACGCUACCAAUGAGUCAAGUCAACACUAUUCAAGCCGAGGCCAGUGAUGAAGACGAGGGUAUUCAGGGAGCCGAGAUUAUUGGGCUCACCAUGGACGGCGGCCCAAUCAUCCACUUCAAGGAUGCAGUGCCCUACAACAUGCCAGAAUCGAGCGAAAUUAUCGGGCGUUGCUCCAACGACAAACCUAUUGUAAUCUGUCGGCGCGAUGGCUUUCAACUGAUUUACAAUGGUAUGGACGAACGAACGCCAUCUCCUAACCCGGCUGGUAAGAGCACUAGGUGA